Aphanomyces invadans is the source of this 2190-nucleotide messenger RNA. RefSeq lists its product as hypothetical. The coding region runs from base 535 to 846 and encodes 103 amino acids. The transcript has a single exon. The record is from RefSeq and is a predicted model, not a curated record. NCBI's taxonomy places the organism in Eukaryota, Oomycota, Saprolegniomycetes, Saprolegniales, Verrucalvaceae.
UGGUGAUCAUACAUUUUAUUCAACAACGCAGCUCCAUGCAAGUGCUUCGGAAUCCGAUCCUACACCAGUCAGCAAUUGGAACCAAUGGGUCGGAUUUAGAGUGCAAUGUGACAGUGAAGUUGAUUAAACUGAAUAGGUGCGUCAUGCUUGAUCAUCAAUGAAGAAAACACAUCAUGGCAAUCAUAGGUUCGUCGUGCAUGGUCAUCGAUGAAAGAAAUCGAACAUCGCCAUCAUAGAUAGGUGCGUCAUGCAUGAUGUCCAUCGUGAAGACAACAAAGCCUGACAAUCAUUGAUGAAGAAAGCUAAAAACCUUGAACUGCGCUCCACUUAUGGCCAAAGUAAUUUCCAGACAACGAUAACAGGUGGAAUACAUUAAAUCUCAUAUCUUCUCUACAAUUCAGGUGCACUGAGUACGCGACUCAAAAACCUGAAGUCAAUUAUUCACAACAUUCCAAUUUCUACUCCCCCUGCCAUCCCGACAAUCAUAGUGAAAUAAAAGCGACAGAACAAAACCAUAAUCGAUAUACGAUUGCUAUGACUUCCAGGCAACGAACAGGCGAGGUGGCCACAACCAGCGGCCAAGUUCACCGCAAGCGUGGUAGCUCCAUGAUCUCCAACUUGAUGCAGAAAUGGUCGCACCCAAUCGAUCCACUUCGAGCCACCAGGAAGAGAGCGAGAUUCGAAGCAGUAUUUCCAAUAGUCUUAAAAAUAAAAAUAAAACACAAUGGAAAAUGGCUCAUUUGGUCGAGAAGCCUGUCCGCCGCGUCAAGGCAGAGCCAUGUUGGACAGGAAAAUGCAAGACCAGUAACAAGCAAAGCUCGUUUCAGUCGUAGAAAACAGACAUGAAAAUAACACGCAGGUGAGUACUUUACCUUCCGGUACGUCCGUCUUGUCACCCCAUCACACACACCCGCCACGAAACCAAUCACAAGCUGUCGCAGCAGUGCCACAAUUUGCCGAAAACCACUUUGGUGCUCCUCGAAAAUACAAACGAUCGAUGCCGCAUGUGACAGUGUAUCCCAUAUGCCCCUUGCUGAGUUCACAGAGCUUGUUGUGCACUGAGGUCUUUCCCGAGUAAGGCUUUUGACUCUGCGAUCCGUUUGUGGGGCUGUGUACUGCCGAUGACUCGGACGUGGUCGCUACGUCGCCGUGCGUUCUGUUGCUGAUGCGUUGGCCUCACCAAUAUUGUUCAUAGAUACUCCACUUGUCCGUCGCAAUGCCUCGUAGCCAUCGGGGGAAUUCACGCCGACUUCGCAGUGCUCAUUUUGUACUGAGGUGUUUCCCGCGGAAGCGCAUUCGACUCUGAUCGUUUGUGGGGCUGCACAGUGCCAAUGACUCCGACCUCGUUGCUACGUCGCCGUACGUUAUGUUGAUGAUGCGCUCGCCUUGUCAACAUUGCCGAUCGAAUCUCCGCUUGUCCGUCAUUAUGCCUGGUACCAGCAGGGGAGGACGGAGGCUGCAGUCCUUUUAGGGCGAGCGUAUGCGGCUGCCUCAAUCGCUACGUCGCCUUGUUUUCUCAUGAUGAUGAUGCGGUAGUUCUUGUCCAUGCUUUCAACCAUAAUUUCCGUGCACACGCCACUUCGCAGUCUUGCUUUGCUCCAUGUGUGGAAAGAGUUGCGGAUGCAGCUGUUGCCUUGGAUGGGUGGCUAUCUCGGAGGUGGCUAAUUCUGACUCGAUGGUGAUUGAUGCUUCGUCGACCGUUGUUGCACAGCUUGCGAAUGUUCCGACGUAAAUUUGUUUCGCUAGCGGUAAAAUGGCCAGUGGUCCUUGUGUUCACGCGUAUGAUUCCUUUCGUAGGUCUUCAAGCGGCAACUAGUUGGGGUGUAAUUUGACCGGGCAUUGCAUCAUUUCCGAAUAGUUGUGAUCAACGAAUCCAAUUCGACCAGCAAGCUCUCCAAAAUGACGAGCAGUUGAAAUUUCGCGAUUGAAGCGGUGAUUGAUAGCGCAGGAAGUAGAUGAAGGGGUACAUCCAAAUGUGGAAAGUUGUAGCGUGUCUCAGCAGCAGUGGCGCCAGCGAAUCCAACCAAGUGGACCUAGGAUCAAACGAACCGGGACAUGCGUACGGAAAGAAAAAAAGCGACGAGGCUAAUGCCGGGGUGUUCCGAAAAGACUUGACGAGAAAGGGUGUGGGUGAUGGGGGACGGUGACCGGAGCGCCUAAGGGGAAAGCAAUCGCAGCAAGACAGCAAAU